Nannospalax galili (Upper Galilee mountains blind mole rat) is the source of this 3336-nucleotide messenger RNA. It is a transcript of the gene Myorg, whose product is annotated as myogenesis regulating glycosidase (putative). Gene Ontology annotation, biological process: skeletal muscle fiber development; carbohydrate metabolic process. The record is from RefSeq and is a predicted model, not a curated record. The transcript has 2 exons. Gene Ontology annotation, molecular function: hydrolase activity, hydrolyzing O-glycosyl compounds. The coding region runs from base 663 to 2810 and encodes 715 amino acids. NCBI's taxonomy places the organism in Eukaryota, Metazoa, Chordata, Mammalia, Rodentia, Spalacidae.
GGAUCCUCAGGCCGAAGAUGGAGCCACGAGGCACCAGGUUACCACGAGCCUAAGAUAUCAGGGAUCCAGGUAGGAAGGUGAAAAGAAACUAGGGGUCGGAGACCGAGGUUCGGAUCCGCGUGAGGCUGGGGGGAAGGACUGCGUGCCAGGGGCGGGGCUGGAGUACGAGCCCUGAAGCCACAUUGGACAGCUGGGCGGGGCCCGGUCCCCGAGGGCGGGGCCCAGGAGCGGUUCAGCUGUGCGGGUCUAGCAGCGCCAAGCCGCACCUGGCCCCGCAGUGGGAGCUCAGCCGGGCCAGCGUGGAGAGGACCUGCAGGAUUAUUCCUUCCCCCGGUUUCUGUCUGGUGGUCAUUACGGAAAAGGUGAAAGCAUGUCCUUCUGUCACAUGACUCUCCCCAUUCACGGAGUUCUAAUUUGGCAAGCAGUGGGGUCCAUGAGAAAGGAGAGUAAGACAAAGACUGUCCUGUAAGAGCCUCAUCUUUGCCAUUUUUUUCAAGCUCUUGAUUUCCAGUAUACACCUCCGCCAAGCUACAGAAAUGGGACUAUUACAGAACAUGAAAGCUCAGUUUCCUCUCUCUCCCCUUUUCAGACACUGGCAAGCCAGAUUUUGAUGGGCUUGAUGUGGUGGCACCACUACCCGCUCCUUCCUUAACUGGGGACAGAUGCCCCAUAACCUUCAAGAGAAGAGCCAGACCUAUCCCCGCCACCGCCCUGGUAACACUGGCCAUAAGAGCCUCAAAGUCCUCCCAGCAGCAGCCAUGUACACUUUCCUGCCUGACAAUUUCUCACCUGCCAAAACCAAGCCCACCAAAGAGCUGCGGCCCCUGCUGGGCUCCGCGGUACUGGGGCUGCUGCUGGUGCUGGCGGCGGUUGUGGCCUGGUGCUACUAUAGCGCCUCCCUACGCAAAGCGGAACGUCUGCGCGCGGAGCUACUGGACCUCAACUGUGGCGGCUUCUCCAUCCGGAACCAGAAGGGCGAGCAGGUCUUCCGCUUGGCCUUCCGCUCCGGCGCGCUGGACCUCGACUCCUGCAGCCGUGAGGGUGCGCUGCUUGGCUGCUCGCGCACGGCGGAUGGCCGCCCACUGCACUUCUUCAUCCAGACUGUGCGGCCCAAGGACACAGUCAUGUGCUACCGAGUGCGCUGGGAGGAAGCUUCACUCGGGCUUGCGGUGGAGCACGCAAUGUUUCUGGGCGAUGCAUCCGCGCACUGGUAUGGUGGCGCAGAGAUGAGGACACAGCACUGGCCCAUCCGCCUGGACGGCCAGCAAGAGCCGCAGCCGUUUGUCACAAGCGACGUCUACUCUUCUGAUGCCUCAUUCGGGGGCAUUCUUGAGCGCUAUUGGCUAUCUUCGCGCGCAGCCGCCAUCAAAGUCAACGAUUCGGUGCCCUUCCACUUGGGCUGGAACAGCACCGAGCGUUCGAUGCGGUUGCAAGCACGCUACCACGACACCUCAUACAAGCCACCGGCUGGCCGCAUUGCAGCACCAGAGCUCAGUUAUCGCGUGUGCGUGGGCUCAGAUGUCACCUCCAUCCACAAGUACAUGGUUCGGCGUUACUUCAACAAACCGUCCAGGGUGCCAGCGGCUGAGAUCUUCCGAGACCCCAUUUGGUCCACGUGGGCGCUGUAUGGGCGUGCUGUGGACCAGGACAAGGUGCUACAUUUUGCUCAGCAGAUCCGUCAGCACCGCUUCAACAGCAGCCACCUCGAAAUCGAUGACAUGUACACGUCUACCUAUGGCGACUUCGAUUUCGACCAGGCCAAGUUCCCCAACGCCACUGACAUGUUCCACCGCCUGCGAGAUGCUGGCUUCCGCGUCACUCUCUGGGUGCAUCCCUUCGUUAACUACAACUCCUCGCGCUUUGGUGAGGGCGUGGAGCGCGAGCUGUUCGUGCGCGAGCCCACUGGCCGGCUGCCCGCGCUAGUGCGCUGGUGGAAUGGCAUUGGCGGGGUGCUGGACUUUACGCGCCCAGAGGCCCGAGAUUGGUUCCAGGGACACCUGCGGCGCCUGCGCUCAGGCUACAACGUGGCCUCCUUUAAGUUUGACGCGGGUGAGGUCAGCUACCUGCCAAGGGACUUCAGCACCUACAAGCCCCUGUCGGACCCCAGCGUGUGGAGCCGGAGGUACACUGAGAUGGCGCUGCCCUUCUUCUCGCUGGCGGAGGUCCGUGUGGGCUACCAGUCACAGAACAUCUCCUGCUUUUUCCGGCUGGUGGACCGCGACUCGGUUUGGGGCUAUGACCUGGGGCUGCGCUCUCUCAUUCCUGCUGUGCUCACCGUCAGUAUGCUGGGCUAUCCAUUCAUCCUGCCUGACAUGGUGGGCGGCAACGCGGUGCCCGGGCGCACAGUGGGCAGGGAAGAUGGACCGGGGCCGGAGCGUGAGCUCUAUGUGCGCUGGCUGGAGGUGGCGGCCUUCAUGCCUGCCAUGCAGUUUUCGAUCCCGCCCUGGCAAUACGAUGCAGAAGUGGUGGCCAUUGCACACAAGUUCGCUGCACUGAGGGCUUCGCUUGUGGCACCACUACUGCUUGAACUAGCUGGUGAGGUCACUGACACUGGUGACCCCAUCGUACGUCCCCUAUGGUGGAUUGCUCCUGGGGAUGAGACGGCUCACCGCAUUGACUCACAGUUCCUUAUUGGGGACACAUUGCUCGUGGCGCCAGUGCUGGAGCCAGGCAAGCAGGAGCGUGAUGUCUAUCUGCCUGCAGGCAAGUGGCGCAGCUACAAGGGUGAGCUUUUUGACAAGACCCCAGUGCUGCUCACUGAUUACCCUGUCGACCUGGAUGAGGUCGCCUACUUCAUCUGGGCGUCCUAACCCGGCUCAGGACCCGACAACCCCACAGCCCUAACCCCAGCUUUUAUGAAGACUUAAUACUUUACCCUACCUGAACCGUGUACUCUCAGGAAGUCCCCACAUCCAUACCGAGUAGUAAGUGGACACCGAUUCACAAGUGCUCCAGCCAGUAGCUGUAGGUGGGGCCUGGAAGGUUCAGUGCUGAAGCAUCCUCCUGCUCCAAUGCAUAAUCCUAACAGCCUCUUUUCCUUCCACACUCACUCCAGUCUGCAGAAACCUUCCUUGUAAUGGAAACCAGAGAACUUGGAGGACAAAGUUCUGUUACACGGGGUCUGGUUUUAGAACUACAGAGACAAGAAACCUCUCCUCCCCCUGGCCUUUAUAGCCAUCUUUGUCCUAUGAUGAAGACCCAUCCUCUUUAAAAGUUACCAAAUAUGGCAGGCGUGGUGGCCACGCCUUUAAUCCCAGCACUUGGGAGGCAGAGGCAGGCGGAUCUUUGUGAGUUCGAGGCCAGCCUGGUCUACAUAAUGAGUUCCAGGACAGCUGG